UAAAUGAAAAUAUGAAUUAUGACAUUUUAGAAGAUGACAUUUUUAAAGAAUUGAAUGAGAAAAUAUAUGAAGAAAUAAAAGAGAAUAUACAAAAUGAUGAUAAAAAAUAUAAAGAGGAUAUUUUUAAUGAUAAUAUUUUUAAAGAAUUAAAGUGUGAUAAUUCCGACGAAUUAACUACAAAUAAAGAAAAUAAAAAUAUAAAUGAGAAUGUAAUACCCUUCCUAAUAAAAAAAAAAUUAUAUGAGAAAAACAUUGCACAAAUAGAACAACAAAUACAAAAUGAUAAAUUAAAUAAAAUGAUGAAAACCAAAGAAAUUAUUUUAGACAUGCUUACCAUAAUUAAAAAUAGGAAAUUGAAUAUACUCUAA
Molecule: messenger RNA, 368 nt
Organism: Plasmodium reichenowi
Lineage: Eukaryota; Apicomplexa; Aconoidasida; Haemosporida; Plasmodiidae
Exons: 1
Source: RefSeq, a predicted model, not a curated record